AUGAAUCCAGGAUUACAUAAAUAUUUGGAAACUGCUGAUAUACAAAAGUGGGCUCGUGUGCAUUUCCCUGGGGAUAGAUACAACUUAAUGACGACAAACAUUGCUGAGUCCAUCAACAAAGUCAUCUCAAGCUCGAGAACUCUGCCCAUUGUAAAACUCUUGGAUGCGUUACGGUUAAUGAUGACAAGAUGGUUUACAAGUAGGAGGAUAGCUGCAGGAACAACGAAGACAACCUUGACUCGUGGAGUGGAGAUACUUUUGGAGAAACGUGUAUCAAAUGCAAAGGUGCUUACAGUUCAAUCAAUUGAUUUGCAUCAUUCACAAGUUACAACUGGUUCGUCUCUUCAUAUCGUUAAUUUAGGAGGAAGACAAUGUACUUGUCGUCGGUUUGAUAAGGAGAAGUUACCAUGUGUUCAUGCAAUCGCGGCGGUAGAAGCACGUGAUGUGUUGUUCUUACCGUUCUUCCUUAGUAGGCAAGAGAACAACAACGAUUGA
Messenger RNA from Brassica oleracea var. oleracea, 495 nucleotides. RefSeq lists its product as uncharacterized. Gene Ontology annotation, molecular function: zinc ion binding. Bases 1 to 495 code for a protein of 164 amino acids. NCBI's taxonomy places the organism in Eukaryota, Viridiplantae, Streptophyta, Magnoliopsida, Brassicales, Brassicaceae. The transcript is spliced from 3 exons. The record is from RefSeq and is a predicted model, not a curated record.